AUGGAAUCUAGUCCUCGAACAGCUUCGAUCAUUGUUAAUGAUCUUGAACAACGUCUUAAAAAUCUUUAUACAACACGUGUACAUGAUGAAUUAACAUUAAAUAAUCUUGAAUUAUUACUUAAUGAAUGUUCAAAUCAAUUAAAUCGUCUUAUAUCUUCAUCAGAUUCAACAUUAGUUGCAAUUAUUCUUCCAUGUUUACUUCAUACAAUUAUAUCAUUAUCAAAAAUUUGUACAGAAAAAUCUGAUAUUAUUAUAUCAGGAUCAUUUUUAUCACGAGAUCAACUUAAUUUAUUAAUGACGACAACUAAAACAUUAUAUAAUCAAAUAAAAGAAUUUAUUAAAUCACCUAAUCUUUCGACAAUAUUAAGUAAAUCAACUGAACGAAGACAUUUUUGUGAACAAUUACGUCUUGUUACAGAUUCAAUUGCUAAUUCUGAUAUUGUAACAACAAUGUUUUGUCAAAAAUUAAUUGUUAAAAUAUUAACAGGUAGUGAUGAUCAACAACAAUUAUCACAAAUUCAAAUGGAAGAUACAAAUGAUGGUUUAAUAGUUGCUGUUUAUGGAAGUGUAUUACAACAAAUGAUUACUAUUUCUACAAAAAGUUCACGAGAUAAACCAGAUAAUAAUCGAGAAUCGGCAACGGUUAAAAAUACAAAUUUAUUAUCUAAAUAUUCAGAUAAUCUUUAA
Messenger RNA from Adineta steineri, 687 nucleotides. Lineage: Eukaryota; Metazoa; Rotifera; Eurotatoria; Adinetida; Adinetidae. The record is from the annotation of a GenBank genome assembly.